AUGUCGUCUCGAUUCGGUCCUCGAGCUACGGGUACUGAUGGUACAGAUUUCAAGCAUCGACAACGAAUUGCUGCUCAUUACCAGUACAGUGUACAGUACAAGACGUAUAUGAAAAUAUUGUUUGCGUUACAUUUAUUAGUACUGCUCACAAUGUGGGUUAAAGUUGGAGGUGAAUUUGUUGUGGAAGGACUUGGCAUCAAGUGGCCUUUCUAUGAAAACCUUCAGCUUCCUAAUGCAUAUCCGUGGGAAUAUGUUUGGUGUUUUUCAUUUGUGCCAGUCAUAUUUGCUAUCAUAUCAUUUAAACGAAACAAGGUUAAAACAAACUUGUUGCGUAGUCAUUAUUAUGGACAAUUUUUUUUGGGGAUUCUUCCAUGUGCUGUUGGACUUGGUGGACAGUUACCAGAACUUAUUGAUUUUUUACAUGACAUGAAAAAUAGUCAGACACCGACAUUUCGGGGAACUUUUCCGAUGGUUAUUUUAUGGUAUAUAUUUUUCUUGGUUGCUUUACAAAUACAUAUAUUUGUUAUGUAUUUCUCAUAUCAUUUGAUGUUGGCUUGGCAACCAGCAAAGAAAAAAGAUUAG
Thelazia callipaeda (thelaziosis nematode) is the source of this 582-nucleotide messenger RNA. The record is from the annotation of a GenBank genome assembly. NCBI's taxonomy places the organism in Eukaryota, Metazoa, Nematoda, Chromadorea, Rhabditida, Thelaziidae.